CACAGCAUCGCAACCAUGGUGCUCAAAGUCUUCUUUCCCACUUGCUGCUCCUCGGCCGAGAGCGGCCUCCUGGUCGGGCGAUGGAUCCCAGAGCAGAACUCUGCUGUGGUCCUGGCCGUGGUCCACUUCCCUUUCGUCCCCGGCCAGGUGAAGCAGUACCUGGCCGAGGUGCAGCGGGCGACGGGGGUCGAGAUCUCCGUGCUGGGCUCCUGGACCAACAGCAAAGCGGCCAAGGAGGAGAAGGGCCUGGAGCGGUUCCUGGAAGACCUGGGCACCAUCUUCUCCCACGACCCCUGGAUCCAGCUCGGCAAGGAGCAGGGCAGCAAGUUCUGGAGCUGCAGCGCCACCCGGAGGCACCCCAGCGGCGACGAGAGGGACGAGAUCAUCCUGGUGUAUUACGACCAGCGCAAAGCGAUGCUCUCGCGGCUGCACCCGCCGUGCGCCCCGGAGGCGGGGGAGGCGGCCGCUGCUCCGGACCGGAAGGCGGAGAACGCCUCCAAACUCGCCACCAUGUUUGCCACCGUCUCCCAGAGCCAGCUGCUCUUCGCCAAGGACAGGUACGACGAGGGGCCCGUCAAACUGACCCACUGGCAGUCGGAAGGCGUGGAAGCCAGCAUCAUCGUGGAGCUGGUGAAGCAAGCCUCCGGGCCCGCCUGCGUGCUGCUCACCUUCCUGCUUUCGCUGGUCUCCCGAGUCUGCCUAAGCAGAGCACUGACGUUUUGGCCUCUGUCCUUCGUCUGGAGCAAACUUUCCACUUGCCAGCAGCUGAAGCACCGUCUACAGCACCUGCAAGUUGUCAGCAGCACCAGAAAGGCCCCCGAUCAGGCCCAGCUGAUGAGAAAAGCCAACAUCUUUGUCUCCCUCCUCCUGGACAUGACUCUGGGGAUCCUGCUGAUGUCCUGGCUGUACCAGAAGAACCGGAUCGGGCAUCUGGCCAACGCGCUCAUCCCGAUGGCUGACCUUGUUGCCGAGCAACUUCAGGACCUCCUGCAGUGGCUGAUGGGUGUGCCGGCUGGGUUGAAAAUGAACCGAGCGCUGGACCAAGUCUUGGGACGGUUUUUCCUCUACCACAUCCACCUGUGGAUCAGCUACAUCCACCUGAUGUCUCCAUUCAUCGAGAUGAUCCUGUGGUACGUCGGCUUGUCGGCCUGCCUCGGCCUGACCGUGGCUCUGUCCAUCCUCUCGGACAUCAUCGCCCUCCUGACCUUCCACAUCUACUGCUUUUACGUCUAUGGAGCCAGGCUCUACUGCAUGAAGAUUUACGGCUUGGCUUCACUGUGGCGCUUGUUCCGCGGGAAGAAGUGGAACGUCCUGAGGCAACGAGUGGAUUCUUGUUCCUACGACUUAGACCAGCUGUUUAUCGGCACUCUGUUAUUCACCAUCCUGCUGUUUCUUCUGCCCACGACGGCCUUGUACUAUCUAGUUUUCACACUGCUCCGCCUGCUGGUGGUGAUCGUGCAAGGCCUGCUCCAUCUGCUGGUGGACCUCGUCAACUCGCUGCCCUUUUACUCGGUCCUGCUUCGCCUCUGCCGACCCUACAGACUGGCGUCUGGUGUGAAGUUCAGAGUCCUUGAGCAGGAGGCUGGGAAACCUCUCCGACUUCUAAUGCAGAUCAAUCCCCUGAGUUAUGGCAGCGUGGUGCAGACCUACCGGCUCCCGACAUACAGUUGCUACCCCAAGGACUCGUGGGGCUCUCUGUGCAAGAAGCUCUUUGUGGGCGAGCUGAUCUACCCUUGGAAGCACAAAGGGGAGAAGCAGGACUGAGCAGGGGCAGCCCCACACCGGACCGGGUCGAGCAAGCCGAACGCGACAGCCACGAAACGGACACUUCCGGACCAGCACGAUAGGGACGGUGCCAAGAACUUGGCCAUGGGCCGGAAUUGGGUUGUGAGGGAAAGGGGUAAGGAUGUUUUUCAGUAAAGUAUUCUCUUCUUUGUUUUACUAA
This is a messenger RNA of Heteronotia binoei (common prickly gecko), 1945 nucleotides long. RefSeq names its product phosphatidylinositol glycan anchor biosynthesis class Q (gene PIGQ). Gene Ontology annotation, biological process: GPI anchor biosynthetic process. Gene Ontology annotation, cellular component: endoplasmic reticulum; membrane. Bases 16 to 1764 code for a protein of 582 amino acids. NCBI's taxonomy places the organism in Eukaryota, Metazoa, Chordata, Lepidosauria, Squamata, Gekkonidae. The transcript is spliced from 10 exons. The record is from RefSeq and is a predicted model, not a curated record.